AAAAAAAAGUUUCAAAUUGAAAUUGGCAAUGAUGUCAUACCUGCAUAUUUAUCCUGACACUUAAGGCAGUGUAAAUUUCAUUAUUUUCUCACUCUUCACGGAAAUAUAAAAUGAAUAAACAGGCACAGGCCCCUUCGAAAAAAUCAGAGGGCGACAAAGUGAAAGUAGAAGAUGCAGCGGCAGAAAGUCCGGUUGUCUACAUAUUGAGAGAUAUAGAACAAGGAAUGGUCAAUGCAUGGAAGUCUGUUUUCCCUAACUCAUAUAGAAAUGUUCAAAUUUCCUGUGGUGAUAUAUUUCAUGAGGCCUCAGCUGCUCAUGCCAUAGUUUCCCCUGCUAACAGUUUUGGUUUUAUGGAUGGAGGAAUUGACAUGGUGUACUCCAGACACUUUGGAUGGCAAAUGCAGGAACGCUUACAGAAAGUAAUUCGAGAAGAACUUGAUGGAGAAAUUUUGGUUGGACAAGCUGUAAUUAUCCCAGCCUAUGAUGAGCAGGUGCCCCCUAAAGAGGAGGAUUUGAAGGGUUGUAAUGAGGAAACCCCCAUCAAGUACCUAAUAUCAGCACCUACCAUGAGGGUACCUCAGAGUGUGGAAAACACAGUUAAUGCUUAUUUGGCAUUAAGAGCUGUCAUAUUAGCUGUACAGAAACACAACAUGAAGAACCCUGGUAACAAGAUCAAGAGUGUGCUGUGUCCAGGCCUGGGGACUGCCGUGGGAAUGAUGGAUUAUAGACAAUGUGCUCAACAGAUGCGACUGGCUUAUGAGACUUAUGAACUGAAGCUACCAGAACACAGAUUUAGGGUGUGUCCAGAAAGUCUGUGGUCCAUGAACAUUGAUCAUGCAAAGAUGAUGGAAGUUGCAGAUGAUCAGGAUGGUGCAACAUUGCUGGACUGACAAUAUGGAACAGCUGCAGAGAGUUCAACUUACAGCUUUAUCAACUUGUUCACCUGAAUGUUACCAAACUUCUACAUUAUAUUUAAUGCUUAAUAUUACGACCUAAUCAGCAAUGUAUUGACGUUUUGAACUUUUCAUAACUGUCUGAACAGCCAAUAUGGCUGAAAGUUCUAACAGUAAACAGUAAAUAUACAUAUGGUAUAUACAUAUAAAUCUUUUCAAGAUAAGUACAUAAUGAGGUAAUAUUUAUUUUCAGAAAAACAUUAUUUAAGCUACCAUUUUAUAUAUAUUUAUAUACACAUGCAUUAAUGUUGAAAAGCAGCAAUUUUCUUUUUUUGAUACAGUGUAUUUGAUGUUUUUUUUCCUUCUUAUGCAAUUCAUGAAUUGUUUGUUA
Messenger RNA from Saccostrea echinata, 1284 nucleotides. RefSeq lists its product as uncharacterized. The record is from RefSeq and is a predicted model, not a curated record. The transcript is spliced from 8 exons. The coding region runs from base 111 to 890 and encodes 259 amino acids. Lineage: Eukaryota; Metazoa; Mollusca; Bivalvia; Ostreida; Ostreidae.